AUGAGGAACUCGAUUUUGGCGGUUUUCGUUUUUUGUUGCGUUGUUGUUAGGACGGAUUGCUUCGAUUAUUCGGAUAGUGAUGUGGAAAGCGGAUGUGUUGAAAAUUGCCCGAAACAGAACCGGACGGAUACGGACCAUUAUAGUUACGCCUGCGACCACGACUGUUUUAUAGAACAGUGCGUGAAAGGAUGCAAACUCUGGAGGAAAGCUCUAAGUUCUACAUGCAAAGAAACCUGCCCAUUACAGAACGGUACCACCGAACGCCUGAAGCCCAAGUACCUGUACUGCGUGAGGGGCUGCAAUUACGCGGUGGACAAGUACGUGUCGAACCUCAAGCAGCUGAUCGGCACGCCUCCGGUGCCCGCCCUGCUGGCCGACUCCCUUCGCUCCAACUCCUUGAAGCUGGAAUGGAACUUCCCCGCGGCCAAGAAGAUGGGCCUCAGCUGCCUGCCGCAGUGGCGCUACGAGGAGCUCUCCGCCUCCAAGUCUGCCUGGCAGUCGUGCAGGAACACCACCUGGGACGCCGACGCCAACGUGUUCUACCUGCAGGAUUUGCAGCCUUACACCAAAUACAGGUUUCGCAUUGCUAUAUUCCUGGACUCGGAAAUCGGGCAGGACUACGGCGAGCUCGCCGUUUCGAGCGAGAGCGUCGUCAUCAGUACGGCGCCCGACGGGCCGCCGGCGUCGCCGCCGCAGAAUGUACGAGCCAAUCCAGUGGACUCAUCAAGUAUAAGCAUCAGCUGGGAACCCGGACCUUUCCCGCACGGCCCUCUCCUCUCCUACGUUCUAAAUAUUACCGAUAAUCAUCGAUCGGAAGUCAAGGACAUUCCUCCCGAUAAAUCGGACAUUGUAGUCGGCGACUUGAAAGCGUUAAAUAAUUAUUCUGUAGAAUUACGAAUGAGGAACAAAGAUGGGUCCGGACCUCCGGCCACGAUAACGGUCUCUACGCCAGCAGAGCGACAAAUGACCAAUAUUCAGCAACCUCACUUAAUACUGGCCACGAAUUCUACAGUAUUUGAAAUCAACCACAUCAUCUUAGAAGUGGAGCCAAGGAUACUAUACAUCAGCAAAAUCGAAUUGAAAGGCAUUGGUUUCCACUACAGCAAACGAUUGCUGUUCGUAGCGGAUAGUGAUGGUUACGUAACGAAAAUCCACCUUUACCGGGAUCCCACGACCAGCAUGCGCAUCUUGGAGCCGCAAAAUUUGGAUUUCAAGCCCUUAGAUCUCAACGUAGAUUGGCUGAACGAUCAGCUGUACAUUUUGGGAGAGAUAAAGUUCAAUACCGCUUACAUUAUAAAGCGGUGUGAUUUAGACGGCGGUAAUUUAGUGGUGGUUUACGCGGGAUUGAACCAGAAGCCUUCUUCCAUGCAAAUCGAUCCUCUAAACGGGUACUUAUUUUGGGCGAUUCAGGAUUAUAACAACGGCGGUUUUUUUCGUUUGGAUAUUAAUGAUAUCAGCAACGGUAUUCCGGCUGAUAAGAAAAUCAAAAAAAUACUCAACGAAACCGAAUUGGGAGCGUUCACCUUCGAGUACCAAAAUUUCAACGUGCUGCUCUCCUACCACCGAUUGAACACCAUCAUUUCAAUAUCUCUAGACGGGCAAGAUCACAAGAACAUCCGGCCCAACGUCUCGGCGGCCAAGCUCACCAAAGUGGUGUCGCUGGCGAUGGAGAACCGGAUAUUCUACUGGACGGACGGCGUCGACGUCUACUUCGAGGAGUACAACAAGCAGCAGUACUACCACAACACGAUGACCGAGCAAAAGUACGGCCACUACAAGAAAGUCUUCAUCGAUUCGCCGAACUUCCAACCGUGGCCGACGCCCAUCAAUCCUCCCACCAGCGUCCAAGCCAUAUUCGAUCGAGACAUAGCCAAAACCAGGUGGCAACCACCUCAUUUGGUCGGACUGCAAGGCAAAGGAGCUUGGCAAAACUGGUCGUACGAGAUUUCGAUAAGGGAAGCCGCCAACGAGGAGCCGGUGUACUACAGGAACAUCAACACCACCUCCUACACCAUACCGAAUUUGAAGGAAAACACCGAGUACAUCCUGAAGGUGGCGGCCUACACGAAGUCCGGGCGAGGCCCGUGGUCCUCGGACUUCCGCGGCAUCACCUUGAACUCCACCGAGAGCCCGGUGCUGCUGUGGUCGGCCGCCGAGGGGCUGCUCAAGUCGAACGCGGCCGGCGAAAAUCUGGAAGUGCUCAUCGACAGAAGCACGAUGAGGGAUUAUUACUACACCGACAUCGCCUGGAUCGAGGACCAGGUGUUCUUGGUGACGAAUACUUCUUUGGUGUAUCGUUACAACACCACUUCUAAAAUAUACGAUAGAUUGGUGGAUUUGGAUCAAGUUGGAAGCAUCGCGGUGGACUGGAUAGGAAUGAAGUUGUAUUGGUCCAGUCCUAAACAACAGCUGAUUCUCCGCGCGAAUCUAAACGGAUCAGAGCAGGAGCCUCUGUUACCGCUGCUGGUGAAGGAGUUAAACAUAGAUUCUGUGAAAGCAUAUCUCUAUUAUUCAUCGGGUAUAAAACUGGAAUGCGCCCGCUUGAACGGCGUUGAGAGAGUCGAGUACCACGAUGUGCAGUUUUUCUCCGGAAAACAGAUCAUGGGUCUGACGUUAGAUUUCGAACAAAAAUUCGUGUAUUGGAUAGUCAGAGGCAACGAAGGAUCUAUUUUAUACAGAGCUCGGAUGAUGGGCUACUGGGAGAACAAUAUGCCGAACGUGGAAAUAAUUUCCAGUCUCCAAAAACCGAACAUUCAAGGAUCGUUGAGCUACUUCCACAAGCGCCUCCUGUGGUUGCAGGACGACAGAAACGCCGCCAUCAGCGAUUUGUCAGGGAAGAAUAUCGCCACUAUUAACGGAAAAUACAUGCAAGGAUUACAGAUGGUUUACGUAGCCGACUCGUCCUUGUAUAUGCUUCCAGACCCUUGGUUACAAGUUAACGUUAUUCCAAGUAUGGUGGACGAGAAUUCAGUGAAAGUAUACGGCUCAUAUCAAUCGUUUAAUAUUACAUGGAACCCCAUAACAAACGUGAAUUACGGCACAGUUUUUUACGAACUUCAAGACACCAGCCAGUCGAAACUCAACAGCUUCGAUAUAGUAACAACAGAGCCUUCGAUCAAAUACUGGUUAAACGUCACACCGUUCACUCCCAUAAACAUCUCCAUCAGAGCGUUUACCUACUGGGCGGCAUCUCCGCUGCUCCACACCCAGAUCAUAACGCCGUCUUCUACGCCUUCCGCGCCGUUGAACUUGAGGACGUUCGUCGAGUUCGAAAGGCACUCGUCGCUGGAGAACCACUACGUGAACAUCACCCUCAGGUGGGACCCGCCCGCGACCCCUAACGGGGUGUUGCAGGGCUACAAGCUCAGGUGCUGGAACGCCGUCAACGAAGAUCUCUGCGAUAACGAUGUCGUUAUCAACGACACUGAGUAUAGGCUACGAGCGAAUUCCGGGGAGUAUUUCUUCGAGGUUCAAGGUUUCACGAAGGUGGGGUUGGGCGAGAAAUCCGCACCGAUUUCGGUGAAUACGGCCGUGGAACGCCCGAUUCCCGCGCUUCUCGUCGCUUCGGAAUCCUCCAUAAGCUUGUACGAUAUAGACUUGAACGAAACUACUCCGUUGUUAACGGGUGUUAUUGAACCUAAAUUGAUUACGUAUCACUUAAAGGACAACAACAUUUUCUGGGUUGACAAAAAAGGCGAGUUGUUCGUUUUGAAUUGGCGCGAUAAUAUCCAGAGGAAAAUUUUCGAGAUCAACGGACAGGUGGACUGCAUAACGCUCGAUUGGGUGGGGAAGAGUUUGUACUACGCGCAGCGAUUGGAAGGCGAAUGCACCUCGGCGAUUUUCCAGCUCGAUUUAAGCGCGAAUGCUUUGGAGAGCCGAAGAAUCCUGGAGUCCUCGGAGGGCGCGAUAACCCAGCUCGAAGUAUCGCCCUUCACGAGAAGCCUCUACUGGAUCGAAACGUCCAGGACUCAAACGUACGAGCUCAAACAAAGCGACAUCGACGGGAGCUACGAGAGGUCGUUUUUUACCAAACAUCCAGCUUUCGGUAAACUGUCGAACUCCAACUGUCCUUACAAGCCGCAAAUCGGGCCUUACUUCGCGCUCGACCAUUCCGGCCUCGAUUUGAGCCCCAGGAUCGUGUUUCUGGACGCCCGGUGUAUCCUUUGGGCGGACAAGUACUCGGACACUUGCGGAUUGCUCGUCGAUUUCAACGAGGCGAUCGAGGAUUUUCCUAUGAAGAAUUUAGAGGCGGAUUUCUUGAACGUUUAUUGGACGAACGGCGGUGUUGUUCAUUCUGUGGACUGGAAGGAGCAAAUCGCCAAGAAACAGAUUUCAGACAUGAAAAUAUACGGAAAACACGUCCAACCGUACCCACCACAAAGGUGCCUGAGCCCCAAACAGCACAACAACUACACUGUUUCGUUGGCGUCGAAAACGUUCGACUCGGUGGUGAUCGAACUACCGGAGCCUUUGAUCUACAAUGAAUGCAGGAAUAUUUCCAUGGCUAGAAUUAAAUAUACGGUCUAUUAUACCGAAUUCGUGGAGGGUUUCGACUGCGACGCUAACGCAAACUGCUCGAUGUUGGUAACGUCCGAUAGAAGGCGAGUUUUGGAUCAUUUGAAGCCUUACACGAAGUAUCUGAUAAGAGUGGCUGUUACUAACGAAUAUUCCAAAGAGAACGAUAUUAUUAUUGGACCGCCGAGCGUGUUCCAAACAUCUCCAGGAGUGCCUUCGCAAUCCAGAAACGUGUCAGCUUUGGUGCUCAGCCCUAACUUAGCUGUGAUAUCUUGGCUACCGCCGGAGGUACUGAACGGCAUAAAGGUGUACUACCAAAUCCUCUUCCAAACGGAAAACACCCCCUCGGGCGUCCGGCAACGGGGAGAGGUCAAUGUCAACAGCUCGAACGUGUUCAACGCUUCCCUCACAAACCUAUCCGCGAACGAAACCUACACGAUUUGGGUGCGCAGCUACAGCGAAACGAACGACACCUACUCGGACAGCGACCGGGUGCAAAUCACCACCUACCCGGGGCCCAAUCCCCUGCUGUUGGCCGACAGAUCCGCCUACGAAUUGCGGCUGUCUUGGGAGCCCACCGAUCACACGGUGUCCUGCAAAAUCGAAUAUUCCCUGCUGACCAACAACGACUGGCAAUCGAUCAAUUCGACCAGAAGAGAGAACGACACGUUGCUGAUCCGAAUCGAUCACCUCAAACCGAAGACUCAUUACAAAUUUAGGUUGAGGUUGUUGUACGAGGGUUACAAUGAGGAGUACAUUUGGCCUAAUAAAUUCACUUACGAGACGUUGGGCGAUAGACCUAGUCCACCUGGAAUACCUAUAAUUCAGUACGUAAAUCCCAACACUUACAAGGUGCUAUGGGAAGCUUCGAAAGAUAACGGGGCGCCUAUCACAAUAUACAAACUAGAGGGUAAAACAUUGCGAUUCUACCGGAAUAAAAGAAGCACCAGCAACAGAACCGCUUAUUUCAAUACAGCUCCAUCGAUCGAAUUGGAAGAAACCGAACAAUGGGUUACCUACUACAACGGAACUAAUACGUCUUGGAUAAUAAACGGGCUCAACGAGAAGCAAAAGUACGCCUUUAGAGUUUCAGCUUUAAACUCGUACGGUUGGAGUAACUUCAGCGAAGAGAGCAACGAAUUCGAUCUGACCGAAGCGGCCAGAAUGGCGGAGAAACAGAACCCCACCAAUUUGAUCGUUAUGGCCAUUACGAUUCCCAUCGCCAUAUGCGUUGCUUUGGUCUUAUUUUUGAUCAUCAUCGUAUACUUCGGAAAAGACAAGGAAAAGGCGCUGCAACAGUUACCUAUAGCGCCGAAAGGUCCAGACGGCGAAUUGGUCAGGCUCAGGGAUAUGCCUACCAGGGGCAUCCACAGGACCAAUUUGCUUUAUGAGCAACCAACCGAGGAAGAAUUGAAGCUUCUACCUCAAAUAAAACGAGAACAAAUAACAUUGACCCAAUUCUUGGGCAGCGGCGCCUUCGGCGAGGUGUUCGAAGGCAAAGCCAAAGGAAUCGAUGGCAUAAACGUUGAAACCAAAGUAGCCGUUAAGACGUUGAAGAAGGGCGCGUCCGAUCAAGAGAAGUGCGAUUUCCUCAAAGAGGCCAAUCUGAUGAGCCACUUCCAGCACGAGCACAUCCUCCAGCUGCUCGGCGUGUGCCUGGACAACGAUCCGCAGUUCAUCAUAAUGGAGCUGAUGGAAGGAGGAGAUCUGCUGUCGUAUUUGCGGAACUCCAGGAAUCCAUCUACUUCCACGCAACCGCUGACGCUGAUCGAGCUGCUCAAAAUGUGCGUGGACGUGUCGAAAGGGUGCAGGUAUUUAGAAGAGAAGCACUUCGUACACAGAGACCUGGCCUGCAGAAAUUGCCUGGUGUCUUCGAACGAUACCGAAUCGAGGAUAGUGAAAAUCGGCGAUUUCGGGCUCGCUAGAGAUGUGUAUAAAAACGACUAUUAUCGAAAGGAAGGAGAAGCGCUUCUUCCUGUAAGAUGGAUGGCUCCGGAAUCCCUAACAGACGGUUUCUUCACCAGCCAAUCCGACGUGUGGUCUUUCGGGGUCCUCCUUUGGGAGAUAAUGACCCUAGGGCAACAGCCCUACCCGGCCAGAACUAAUACGGAAGUUCUGCAUUACGUGAGAAGAGGAGGACGGUUGGGCAAGCCAGUCGAUUGUCCCGAAGAACUGCACAACUUGUUGCUGAAAUGCUGGGAAUUCGAUCCGGAGAAGAGGCCCACGUUUAAAUAUUGCUUCGAAGUGCUAGAGGCCUUGCACAGGCAAACAUUGCGAAAUCCCACGACCGGCGCCCACGAAGGUCAAUACGUCAGUACUGUACCAGAUCUGUUUGCUGGGAUAUCGAAUGCAGCUUAUUUUCGUGAUGAAAAUCACAACAGUUCAGGAAAUUCCUGGAGGAGUCCGGACGAAUCGCCCAAAGAAAUGAUGCCGUUGUUGAAUAAGGAGGAAGCGCCUAAAUAUCUGGAAGUUAUUAUGGGGCCCGAGAGUGUUUUAGAGAACGACGGUUAUGAGGUUCCUAAUAAAUUUUAA
Messenger RNA from Phyllotreta striolata, 7047 nucleotides. The record is from the annotation of a GenBank genome assembly. Lineage: Eukaryota; Metazoa; Arthropoda; Insecta; Coleoptera; Chrysomelidae.